Messenger RNA from Acaulospora morrowiae, 3273 nucleotides. The record is from the annotation of a GenBank genome assembly. Lineage: Eukaryota; Fungi; Glomeromycota; Glomeromycetes; Diversisporales; Acaulosporaceae.
AUGACGAAGAAAAGAAAAAACAACGCGGCUGUGAUAUGGGAGGCGACGGCUAUCUUGAAUGAGAGAUAUGACAAGGAAAAGGAACGGUUAUGUUAUCUGGUACAAUGGGCUGGUGAAGAUGAACAUGGAAAUAAAUGGAAUCCAACUUGGGAGCCCGAUGUUAAUUGCGGUGCUGCUUUAAUAGACGAAUGGAACGAGAGAAAAAAAAGAAAUGCUAUCGAGGCAGGUAACAGUCAAAAAGAAAGUACCAUGGAUUUAGGUUAUCGGAAAAAUGAGAGCGCACCGAUGUUGCCAACGAGUAUAAAAGCACGAAGCGAUAUUCUUUACGGUUCACCAGUUGAACCAACAAAGAAAAAAUCAUUGAUUAACGGUUCACCAACCGAAAAUUUGCGGAACGUUAGCGAAAAAAAACGAACGCUUGACGAGCCGUUACUCGUUGACGCUACAUGUAUUAAUACUGACUAUAAAUUCCAGGAUAGUGAUGUUAAGUCAGCAAGUUGCUCUGUAUCUGAUGCACAUCUGGAAAAUGGUCAAAGUCAGAAAAACAUUCAGAAUAGUAAAGGCGUUCAAAGGAGGAAAAGUGAUCAUAGUACAAAAAGUAUCGAUAGAACUAAUUCGUCUUCAUCCUCAAAAUCAUAUGUGCGCAAUAAUCCAUCACCAAAAAGUCUUGAUAAAAGGCCAGCUCUUUCAACUGGAAGGGCUGUUACCAUUUUUAAAGUAGCUCCUGGUAAAGGAAAAUAUUCGGUUCGCAAUUCGGAUCGAAAGCUUGAUAACAGGAGUGAUACGACGACCACAGGCAGUUCUGAACGCAAUGUAACCACCAAAUCACCAAUUUUAGACGUUGAAUAUUCGGAUAAGUCGAACUUAAAUGAUAAUGGUUCCCAGCAGUUUUUCAAGCUUACACUUCCGUCACAAUCUGGUCGAUUAUUUAUCGCUAAACAGAUUAGUCCGCAGAUGAAUCAAACAAUACCAAAUAAGAGAAGUAAGUCUGCACAUACACUUACUAAUACUGACGUAGAAGAGAAACUAGCGUCGCAUAAAAAACCUCGUUAUGAAGAAUCGCUUUUCAGCGAAGAGGAGGAAACUAUAAUUUCCGGACAAGUUCUCACGGUCAAUCAGGUUAGACUUCCAAUAGAAGGUGAUAAUGUUAUAGUGACCAGGACUUUACAUAAUCCAUCACCAAAUAGCACACCUUCACCCAUAAAUGUCAUAAACGAUCCUAAAGUAUCAAUACAAAAAUCCCCUGAUGCAAGUACAAUGAUUCCGCUCGUUCGUGAAACUAGCGACUCCCAGUCUCCUAAGCUGCCUUCUAAUUCAUCUUCACAACACAGAGCAAGUAUCAUGGAGAUUGUUACAAGAAAUGUUAAAGCUUCCUCUUCGAGCAGCUUAAAACAAAUACAAUCUCCCAUAACACCAAAAAGUAAUAUAGAUGAGUCAGAAUUUUAUUUGCGGAGUCGGUCCUUGAAUAAAUUAGAUGGAAAAUUUAAAAAUGAUUCAUCAUCAAAUCUACUUAAAAAAUCUAAAUUCGAUGAUGCUAAUUCGACUCAGCUUUACACCGGGAAAAAACUUACUCCUACAUCGAGCGUCAAGAAUGGACCAUCGACUUCGGAUUCACGUACAUCACCGAAGAAAUCUGCGAAUGCUAAUAAUGCAGAUUCUGAUGAUAAUGAAGAAGAGGGCUAUAUUAUAUCAUCACGGUUGGUACCAUCAAACUCGAUUGAACCAGAAGUUCAUAAUCUUUCGCACACAAGUAAAAUAAGUAAUGAACCAAAUAAGGUGACACCUAUACAAAAACCAGUAAGUAUUUUCAUGCAUCAAUAUUCAUUAAUAUGCUACCGCACAUUUGCUUAUUAUAUGCUUAAUGUGAAGGUUACUCCCGAUGACCAAGGUGUGACCGAGGAAAUCGAGAAGCUACGGAAGGAGAUUUCCAAAAACAAAGAAGAACUAAAAACCACAAAAAAGAAUUUAAUCAAAGUUCAAGAAGAAUUAGAGAAAUACAAGAAACAAGACAAAAAACAGCAAAAUGAUCAAAAAAAUGCUAGCAAAAAAGUGGAUGUGUUGAAUGGAACCCCUAACACACGAGAUUGUGCACAAAAUGUUGAUAUUGCAUGUCAUGGUUUCAAUGAUUUCUCUGAAAUGAGGGAAUAUAUUGUCAGAGCAUUUGUUCGCAUAGAGGAGAUGAGCUCGAAAUUUGAUGCAUUGAGAAAUGAGUCGGACAAUGAGAUGAGGAUGUCAUCUCGUGAUGCAAGUUCUAGUAUUAAAAGGGAAAGGAUGAGACGAAUCAUUUUAGAGAAAGAAUUGGAGUUGGUGAAGGAAACUUCCAUGAUUUCAAAGGAUACCAUCAAAUUUUUGUCCGAGUUGAGCUUUUCGAUGGGACUAUCACUCAGAAAUUCCAAACAUAACUCUACCAAUGGCAACACCAAUGACAAUGGUCAUAAUUCGCAGAGUGUUAAUAAUAUUCAUGCAGCCGGUAACGUUGUUCGAUCCAAAAAGAAGCGCACAAGGAAACGGAAACGUAGUGGUGUAUAUGGUAGCAACCUUGCCACGAUUUUUGAUGAUAAUAUUAUCCUGCCCAAACAUUCGGUUUCCGAUACGUCGCCCUCAACCUCAAGUAUUUCUCCCAAUACACCACCCAAAAAUACUAUGUUCAAAAGUGCGAACACCGAUACGUCGCCCUCAACCUCAAGUGUUUCUCCCAAUACACCACCCAAAAGUUCUAUGUCUAAAAGAGCGAAUAUCGAUACGUCGCCCUCAACCUCAAGUGUUUCUUCCAAUACACCACCCAAAAAUUCUACUUCUAAAGGUGCGAAUACCGAUACGUCGCCCUCAACCUCAAGUGUUUCUUCCAAUACACCACCCAAAAAUUCUACUUCUAAAAGUGCGAAUAACGUUGGUGCUCGUCGCAAAUUUACCGCUGUUAGUGGAUUCCCCUCUACAACGUCCAUCCCCGACAGUAAUCCAAAUGGAAACAAGCAUACCACAAAGAUUACCUCAAUUUCGCCUACCAUUGAUCCAUCAUCAAGCAAAACUUUGUCUCUAAUCGGACAGGCGGACAGGCCACUCCAAAACAACGCUACCACAAGUUCAAAUCCAGAAAUGGAACAUGUAUCACGCACGAAUUCGUGUACCCGCUCACAAUAUUUUUGUGAUUGGAAUUUUUGCAAUCAAUCGUUUGAAUCCAAAGCAAGCUUGAGGUUACAUAUAAUCGAUGCACAUUUUGAAGAAGGUGCAAUCAAAUUAUUGAAACCUCACGUCCCGGAAUUAAACGGGUGA